CUGACUGGGGGUGGGAAACUAAAUAAGUACCGAUCCCCUUUGGCAACUAGAAUUUUUGUCGCAGAGUUCAUUUCCUUCUUCAGUUCAAGACACUAUUUGAAACUCCCCCAACUUCCCCUUUUCCUCUAAAUUUUCUGGUUAAUUCCAAAAACUUUUUUGGUGAAUUGUCCUUUCCGUAAAUUCUUUAAAAAAACAAUUAAUUUCUAGCAGGCUUUUUCCACUUUGUCAAUGCUCAAAUCGAAAAGGAAUGUUCCUAUUAUUGCUUUUCCUUUAAAAAUGGCUCAACAACAACAGAGAAAUAAUGAACAACAAACAAAUUCUUUAACAACAUCAGAACAACAACAACAACAAAUUAAUUCCUCGUCUACAGCAGCAACAUCAAUUAAUACAACAACAACAAUUGACGCUUUAGCAGCAAUGUUGGGUGGUGGAAGUAUUGAGCCCGCUUUGGCUGCCCAAUUGCUUGGGCUUGGUCCUCAGAUUUUUUGGCCAGUUUUGGCUAUCUUAUGUCGUUUAUUUAUUAAAUCCAAAGUUGUUAAGUUUGAGUUGUUUUGUUUUGAGUUUUUCCUAUUUUUUGACCCCCCCCCCCCUUUGAAAAAUUAUUUAAAAAUUCAAAGACCCCCCUUCCCCACCCCCCUAAAAAUUCAAAAGCUCCUUCCCCUCCCCCUCUUCCUUCCUUGUUUUUUUGGAAAAAAACAAAAAUUGCAAAAUAUUAAAAAUUUGUUUUUCUUAAAUUUUGUUUUUUUUAACUUGAGGGCUUUUUAUUUUUCCACCAAGUAUAAAGUCCAUAUGUACUUGAAGCGGCUGCUGUUUUUUUUAAUUUUUUAUUUUCAAAUAUUUUCUCCUCUCUGAGUCACAAACAUUUUUUUUAUUUUUUAAUAUUCCCAAGAAAUGUAUAAAGGAUUUGCUUUCAAAGUGCGCAAUAAUAAAUAUAAAUCCUUAUUUAUACACAAAUCUUUCUAAAUGGCAUGUAAACAAAUAUAAAAUAUUUGUGUGUCUGUUUUGUUCGU
Molecule: messenger RNA, 1010 nt
Organism: Meloidogyne enterolobii
Lineage: Eukaryota; Metazoa; Nematoda; Chromadorea; Rhabditida; Meloidogynidae
Source: the annotation of a GenBank genome assembly